GGCCAUCGCGUCGCCGCCCCCUCGCACUAGUAGACGCAAGCGGCGGAUGACCACCGCGGCGACCGCUUAUCGUCGCGUAUUACGCGGGGCUCCUCGUUCGACGACGCCUCGUUUCAAAAGAACGGGUCGCUCGCCGCUUAAAGCUGCCCGAGACCCGGCGUGCGGAUUCGCCGUCAAAUUUUCAAACGUGGGUUUCUCUCGGCAAACCCGAUUUAAAUUUUUUUUUCUUGAUCCUUCCGAUGAAAUCAAAAAAAGACAUUCCUAACAUAUCUAUCACUUUAUUAUUCAAAAACUGAACGUCGCAUUGCAGAAAACGCACACAUCCUGAUGGCGUCACAACGGUGGUCCGUUGUGUGUCUGAAAAUAUGAAUUUCCCCCAAUAAAAGCAGCUGUGAGCAAAAGCGAAUUAAACACAAAGCUAAUGGCGUCUCCAAUUGGAAUGAAAGCAUCCGCCCAUUUCCAACACCGCGUUUCCUUUUGCCAGCUGACUCGGGGCGUAAAGCGGACGACACCCCGAACGGGUCGCCGGUCAGUCACGGGGCACGUAUCGAGACAGACCGGCAACACGCACGCUGUUGCUGUUGCUGAGUGGGAGCCCCGCCCAUCAUCAGCGACUUGGAAUGAAAGCAAAUUAACACAUGAAAGGAAAGAGAUUUUAUUUGGCUAACAAAAUGGUGCGCACCCCAAAAAUUUCAGCUUAGGUCCCACUCUGUUCCGAGUUAUUUAAAAUAAAAAAGGAGGGGGCGUGGUCUGCAGGCCUGACGUGACCUUGAAGUGGCGUAGCUAACGUCACGACGGCUUAUUUGAAGAGUUGCUCUUGGGACGCGCGCGUCCCCCGUUCAGUCGGCAAAAGGAGGGCGGCGGCGGCGAUGAGAUGGGGGGGCGUGGCCUCCCUUCGGCCGCUGAAGGAAAGGCGCGAUGCCGCGCUCGGUCUCCGUCGCACGUGCGCAUACGCUCGGCGGCGCUUUUCCGGCGCCGUUGGGAGGCUCGUGAAACGAGGACACCCCCGCAAUUGGGCAGGAGUGAUGAGUCGCGCGCGCCACAACCAGCGAAUGCCGCCUUUGCAGUGAGGAAAUCGUUCUCAUCAUUUUUUCAAAUGUUUUUUUUUUUAAUUUUAUUUGGGAAUUUACAACUGUGCCACUCUUGAUGUUGUCUUUUUUUUCCCCCUCCGGCCCCCCCAGACCGGUUCCCUUUCAAAUACUGUUUGGGUGGCCCUUUUGUAUGUUUUUCUCCCAACGAGCGAGCGCUGUCUUUGUUUUUGGGGGAAGCGCUGUUGUACUGUGUUCAAACGUCACAUUUGAUGCUGUCGGCGAGUUGUGCUCGAGCUUUUUCCAAAGCGUUUGUCGCCGCGAUCGGCUUAAUGUGUUUGAUUUGAUCUUUUGCCUUUUUGUAAUGAAUAUCAGAGCGGGUGAAAGGUCAUUUCUCGCCUGUGCACUUUUGUUGACCUCUUGUCAUUUUGUUGUUGUUUUUGUUUUGUUGUUUUGCUUUGUGUUUCUAGGCAACAGUUUAGGUUACGGCUUUGUUAACUUUGUUAACGCUAGUGAUGCCGAGAGGGCAAUCAGUUCCCUCAACGGCCUGAGGCUUCAGUCUAAAACCAUCAAGGUGUCGUACGCGCGCCCCAGUUCGGACACCAUCAAAGAUGCCAACCUGUACAUUAGCGGCCUGCCGCGCACCAUCAGCCAGCAGGACCUGGAAGACAUGUUUGCUCGUUACGGACACAUCAUCAAUUCUCGCGUGCUGGUGGAUCAGGCGUCAGGUUUGUCGAGGGGCGUGGCCUUCAUCCGAUUCGACAAGAGGGCCGAGGCCGAGGAUGCCAUCAAGCAGCUCAACGGCCACACUCCUCCCGGCAGCGCCGAGCCCAUCACGGUCAAGUUUGCCGCCAAUCCAAACCAGGCCAGGAAUUCGCAGCUCAUGUCUCAAAUGUACCACGGCCAAUCGCGGCGCUUCGCCGGGCCCGUGCACCACCAGGCGCAGAGGUUCAGGUUCUCUCCGAUGAGCGUGGAGCACAUGGCCGGAGGGGGCGGGGCUUCGGGAGGCCCGGCGGGUUGGUGCAUCUUCAUCUACAACCUGGGCCAGGAGGCGGACGAGGCCAUGUUGUGGCAGCUCUUCGGACCGUUCGGCGCCGUCAGCAACGUCAAGGUCAUCCGCGACUUCAAUAGCAACAAGUGCAAAGGCUUCGGCUUUGUCACCAUGAACAACUACGAGGAGGCGGCCAUGGCCAUCCACAACCUCAACGGCUACAGGCUGGGGGACAAAGUCCUCCAGGUGUCCUUCAAGACCAGCAAAGGACACAAGUAGUAGACCGCAGGUCCCGGCUUGUUGCUUUUUUUUCUCUUUCUUUCUUUUUUUUAAGUUUGGCUUUCCUCGUCCACCUGUGUAGCGGACGCUCCUUUUUGCUGUCCCGAUCUCAACUCGUUGCUUUGGUUUAACUUGUAAUGAGGGCGACGCCUUCUCAUGCACCGACUCCAUUUCUUCCCACAAUGUUGCUCGUUUGUCGUCCGAUCACCUCGACUCAAUAAAAAGCCAUCCCAAAAGUC
This is a messenger RNA of Hippocampus zosterae (dwarf seahorse), 2537 nucleotides long. RefSeq names its product ELAV-like protein 1. The record is from RefSeq and is a predicted model, not a curated record. Gene Ontology annotation, molecular function: RNA binding. NCBI's taxonomy places the organism in Eukaryota, Metazoa, Chordata, Actinopteri, Syngnathiformes, Syngnathidae. Gene Ontology annotation, cellular component: ribonucleoprotein complex. The transcript has 4 exons. Bases 1147 to 2298 code for a protein of 383 amino acids.